Phyllostomus discolor (pale spear-nosed bat) is the source of this 3496-nucleotide messenger RNA. RefSeq names its product phosphodiesterase 5A (gene PDE5A). NCBI's taxonomy places the organism in Eukaryota, Metazoa, Chordata, Mammalia, Chiroptera, Phyllostomidae. The record is from RefSeq and is a predicted model, not a curated record. Gene Ontology annotation, molecular function: protein binding; 3',5'-cyclic-GMP phosphodiesterase activity. The transcript has 21 exons. The coding region runs from base 829 to 3423 and encodes 864 amino acids. Gene Ontology annotation, biological process: signal transduction.
CCUUUCUUUCUCGGAAAAUCUUUCUCCAACUCGUGAAAAGGGGGUGUUUGAUGCAAAGGCACUUAGUUUAUAUUUAUUAUUAUUGUCGUUAUUAUUAACAUGGGACACAGGGAAGGCCAUGUUGGAGGUCACCCGCAAACCCGUCCCGGUGCCCCCACUCCGCCCCCCCGGGCGUGCUGGGUGGCUGGGGCGCCGUGAGCCACCCCGCCCGCGGGGCCCCGGGGUGGUGUCCCCGCUGCUCCCAGACCCCAGUGCCGGCUGCAGCAGCUAGGCGCACGGCCCUUCUUCGCCCAGGCCCCCGGGAAAGCGCCCGGAGUGGCAGCACCUCCCCUCUCGGGAAUACGUCCCCCGGCCACCGCUCUCGUGGAUGAGUCUCCACGUCGCGACCGCCCCUUUCCUAGAGGGGGACACUCGCGAACACACCCGUCACCUCCGCGCGCCCCGCAGCCCGCCCGCUCGGCGCGCAGCGCACCCCAGCGGUCGCGUGCCGCCGCCUCCCGGCCCUGGCCACCCGGCUUCCGGAGAGCUCGCCAGUCGCCGCCGCGGCCGCCUCGGAAUCGGCACUUGUGAGGCCGCGGGAGCCGGGCCGGGCCGGACCCCCGGAGGCGCGGCUGCGGCUCGGGCCUCGCUCCCCGCACCUGGAGCCGGAGCCGGAGAGGCGGGGCGGGGCUGCAGCCCGGCCGAGCGCCGGUGCAGCUCGCCGAAGCCGGCCGGACCCGAGCGAGGCGCGGGGGAGGGUCUCGCGGCCGAGUCCGCGGCUCCGGGGGGGAGGGACCCCAGCAGGGGUGGACCCGGCCCCCGCGAGGCGCCGAGGCGCGCGGCGCGGGCAUGGAACGGGCCGGCCCGAGCUCCGCGCGGCCGCGGGACCACAACUCGGUGGAAGCGUGGCUGGACGACCACUGGGACUUCACCUUCUCUUACUUUGUUAGGAAAGCCACCAGAGAGAUGGUCAACGCCUGGUUCGCGGAGCGCGUGCACACCAUCCCCGCCUGCAAGGAGGAUACCCGAGGCCGCUCCGAGUCCUGCCCGUGCCCCACGCAGCCCUCGGGCGCCCGCCCAGACAGCAGCGCCCCGGCCGCGCCGGCCAGGAAGAUCUCUGCCUCCGAGUUCGACCGGCCCCUGCGGCCCAUCGUGGUCAAGGACUCCGAGGGGACCGUGCGCUUCCUCCCGGACUCGGAGCAGAAGGAGCAGAUGCCGCUGACCGCCCCGCGGCUCGACAAGGAGGAUGACGGGGACCAGUGCUCGAGGCUCCUGGAGCUGGUGAAGGACAUCUCCAGCCACCUGGAUGUCACCGCCCUGUGCCACAAGAUCUUCCUGCACAUCCACCAGCUCAUCUCCGCCGACCGCUACUCCCUGUUCCUGGUCUGCGAGGACAGCUCCAACGACAAGUUCCUGGUCAGCCGCCUCUUCGACGUGGCCGAAGGCUCCACCCUGGAGCAGGCGUCCAGCAGCUGCAUCCGCCUGCAGUGGAACACGGGCAUCGUGGGCCACGUGGCGGCGCGUGGGGAGCCCCUGAACAUCAAGGACGCCUAUGAGGACCCUCGAUUCAAUGCAGAAGUGGACCGCAUUACCGGCUACAGGACACAGAGCGUCCUCUGCAUGCCAAUUAAGAACCACAGGGAAGAGGUUGUCGGUGUGGCCCAGGCCAUCAACAAGAAGUCGGGAAAUGGCGGGACCUUCACGGAAAAGGACGAGAAGGACUUCGCCGCCUACCUGGCCUUCUGUGGGAUCGUGCUUCACAACGCCCAGCUCUACGAGACGUCGCUGCUGGAGAACAAGAGAAACCAGGUGCUGCUCGACCUCGCCAGCCUGAUCUUCGAGGAGCAACAGUCGCUGGAGGUGAUCCUGAAGAAGAUCGCCGCCACCAUCAUCUCCUUCAUGCAGGUGCAGAAGUGCAGCAUCUUCAUAGUGGACGAAGACUGCCCCGACUCCUUCUCCAGCGUGUUCCACAUGGAGUGCGAGGAGCUGGAGCGGUGCCCCGCCGCGGGAGCCAGGGAGCGGGCCGCGGGCCGGACCAACUACAUGUACGCCCGGUACGUGCAGAGCACCAUGGAGGUCCUCAACAUCCCCGACGUCGCCCAGGACAGGCGCUUCCCCUGGACGAAUGAAAACGCAGGGGACGUCAGCCAGCAGGGCAUCCGGAGUCUGCUCUGCACGCCCAUAAAAAACGGAAAGAAGAACAAAGUGAUAGGCGUGUGCCAGCUCGCCAACAAGAUGGAGGAGGGCACGGGCCAGGUCAAGCCAUUCAACCGGAACGACGAGCAGUUCCUGGAGGCGUUCGUCAUCUUCUGCGGCCUGGGCAUCCGGAACACGCAGAUGUACGAGGCCGUGGAGCGGGCCAUGGCCAAGCAGAUGGUCACGCUGGAGGUCCUGUCCUACCACGCCUCGGCGGCCGAGGAGGAGACGCAGGAGCUGCAGUCCUUGGCGGCCGCCGUGGUGCCCUCCGCCCGGACCCUGAGGAUCACUGACUUCGGCUUCAGCGACUUCGAGCUGUCGGACCUGGAGACGGCGCUGUGCACCAUCCGCAUGUUCACCGACCUCGGCCUGGUGCAGAGCUUCCAGAUGAAGCACGAGGUCCUCUGCAGGUGGAUUUUAAGCGUGAAGAAGAACUACCGGAAGAAUGUCGCCUACCACAACUGGAGGCACGCCUUCAACACGGCUCAGUGCAUGUUCGCCGCCCUGACGGCGGGCAGAAUCCAGAGCAAGCUGUCGGACCUGGAGGUGCUGGCCCUGCUGAUCGCCGCGCUCAGCCACGACCUGGACCACCGCGGCGUGAACAACGCCUACAUCCAGCGGAGUGAGCACCCGCUGGCCCAGCUGUACUGCCACUCCACCCUGGAGCACCACCACUUCGACCAGUGCCUGAUGGUCCUCAACAGCCCGGGCAACCAGAUCCUCAGCGGCCUGUCCAUCGAGGAGUACAAGACCGCGCUGAGAAUAAUCAAGCAGGCGAUUUUAGCCACGGACCUGGCGCUCUACAUUAAGCGGCGAGGAGAGUUUUUUGAACUUAUAAGAAAAAACCAGUUCAGUUUUGAAGACCCUCACCAAAAGGAGCUGUUUUUGGCCAUGCUGAUGACCGCGUGCGACCUCUCCGCCAUCACGAAGCCCUGGCCCAUCCAGCAGCGGAUAGCCGAGCUGGUGGCGGCCGAGUUCUUCGACCAAGGGGACAAGGAGAGGAGGGAACUCCACAUCGAGCCUGACGACCUCAUGAACAGGGAGAAGAAGAACAAGAUCCCCAGCAUGCAAGUGGGCUUCAUCGACGCCAUCUGCCUGCAGCUGUACGAGGCCCUGACCCACGUGUCCCAGGACUGCUUCCCGCUGCUGGACGGCUGCAGGAAGAACCGGCAGAAGUGGCAGGCCCUGGCCGAGCAGCAGGAGAAGACGCGGGUGACCGGGGCCGGCGGCCGGGCCCCGCGGAGUUGACGCCCGCGGGCUGCGCGCCCCGCCCCGCCGGACGCUGCACGGCUGGGUGGGUCCCCUCCGGCACUGUACGGGU